This is a messenger RNA of Saccoglossus kowalevskii, 792 nucleotides long. RefSeq lists its product as uncharacterized. The record is from RefSeq and is a predicted model, not a curated record. Lineage: Eukaryota; Metazoa; Hemichordata; Enteropneusta; Harrimaniidae.
AUGGCCAGUGGAAUGAACGAACAGGCGAGUGAGACGACUGAGUUGUUCAAACGGCGUAUGUUAGAUACUGUUUGUUCAGGUUUUUUGACAGUUGGUAUAUCGGUUGGGUCGGCAUCUGGGCUCUUUGAUACAAUGGCGAAACUAGGUAGACCAUGCCACGUCAAGGACAUUGCUGAGGCUGCGGGUAUGAAGGAAAGGUAUAUCAGGGAGUGGCUUGGUGCCAUGGUAACUGGAAGAAUAGUGGAAUUUGAUACUUCCGAAGAGACGUAUUUUCUUCCCCCACAUAGAAUAGAAGUGUUGUGCCGUGGAAAUGGAUCUGCAGCAGUCGUAUCAGAGGCAGUUCCUGCUAUAUGUGAAGUCUACUCAGAUAUUUUAAAAUGCAUGGAAAUAGAUGGUCCGAAAAGACUACCAUAUCCAAGAUAUAAUCUGUUUUCAAAAUGGCUGGAGUUAAAUGAUGAAACAAGAGUUGAUUCUACACCAAGUCAAUAUCUAUCUGAGAUAAACGAAGUUAAACUGUUGCUUGGGUUAUCGACACUGGUUUGUGAAAUUGGUUGUAGCUCUGGCACCGGAUUGUGUCGUUUAGCUACAGACUAUGUCAACCCGCGAUAUUAUGGUAUCGAUAUUUCCCAAUCCGCUAUUAAAACUGCAAAAUCACGGGCAGAGACAGCUAAUCUAAGCAACGUCACCUUUUGUUGUGCCGAUGCCACAAGUUUACCGGAUGACUGGGAAGCUAAAUUCGAUGUGGUGUAUUGUAUGGACGUGGUCCAUGAUGUACCUCGACCUGACUUUUAA